Molecule: messenger RNA, 1685 nt
Organism: Asparagus officinalis (garden asparagus)
Lineage: Eukaryota; Viridiplantae; Streptophyta; Magnoliopsida; Asparagales; Asparagaceae
Product: cytochrome P450 86B1-like
Exons: 2
Coding region: 43-1458 (471 amino acids)
Molecular function (GO): monooxygenase activity; oxidoreductase activity, acting on paired donors, with incorporation or reduction of molecular oxygen; heme binding
Source: RefSeq, a predicted model, not a curated record
CAGCGCCGCCACCUUGGCCUUCCUUCAUGGCCAGUCAUAGGCAUGCUCCCCUCCCUCUUCGUCGCCCUCCGAAGUAACAACAUGUACGAGUGGCUCACCGACGUGCUCAACAACAAGGGCGGCACCUUCACCUUUCGCGGUCCUUGGUGCAGCAGCCUGCAAUGCGUCCUGACUUCAGACCCACGAAACCUCGAACAUCUUUUGAAAACAAAGUUCAUCAACUUUCCCAAAGGCGAGUAUUUUCGCAACACUGUGCGUGACUUUUUAGGUGACGGUAUUUUCGGUGCGGACGACGAUACAUGGAAGCGUCAGAGGAGGACGGCGAGCAUAGAGUUUCACUCUGCAGAGUUUCGCGCUCUGACAGCGGGAUCUUUAUAUGAGCUUGUCCAUUCAAGACUCAUCCCGGUUCUUGAAUCAGCACACAGGAAGAAUUCUCCCAUUGAUCUUCAAGAUAUCCUCUUAAGACUAACUUUUGAUAAUGUCUGCAUUAUUGCAUUUGGUACUGAUCCUGGAUGUCUUGCACCUGGAUUACCUGACGUACCCUUCGCGCGUGCUUUUGAAGAAGCUACAGAAGCGACGAUUAUAAGGUUUGUGACCCCGACUACGAUAUGGAGAACUCUUCGGUUUUUGGAUAUAGGCAACGAGAGGAAGCUGAAGAGAUCGCUGAAGGACGUUGAUGAGUUUGCUUACGAGGUUAUCAGGACGAGAAAGAAGGAGCUGGAGCGCGAGAGUAAAGAGAGGUCGGACCUCCUGACCGUGUUUAUGAGGCACAAGGAUGAAGAUGGUAAUAAGUAUUCAGAGAAGUUUUUAAGGGAUAUAUGUGUAAAUUUUAUUCUGGCAGGCAGAGAUACGAGCUCGGUGGCGUUGGCUUGGUUCUUUUGGUUGCUGGAGAAGAGCCCUGAAGUUGAGGAGAAGAUUGUUGAAGAGGUAAGAGGGAUUGUGAAGGAGAGAAGAGAGGAAAUUAAUGUUGACGACAAUAUGAAUGUUGUGUUCAAGCCUGAGGAAGUGAAGAGGAUGGAGUAUUUGCAGGCUGCUCUCUCUGAGGCUCUCAGGUUGUAUCCUUCUGUUCCUGUGGAUCACAAGGAGGUUGUACAAGAUGAAGUGUUCCCCGAUGGAACUGUACUAAAGAAAGGAACAAAGAUCAUCUAUGCUAUCUACUCGAUGGGGAGGAUGGAGAGCAUAUGGGGAAAAGACUGCAGAGAGUUCAAACCCGAAAGAUGGCUUAAAGACGGAAAAUUCAUGAGCGAGUCUGCCUACAAAUUCACUGCAUUCAACGGAGGGCCGAGAUUGUGUUUAGGCAAAGAUUUCGCCUAUUACCAGAUGAAGUAUGUUGCAGCUUCAAUUUUAUAUCGCUAUCAUGUGACUGUUGUCAAGAAUCAUCCAGUGGCACCAAAAUUGGCACUUACAAUGUACAUGAAGCAUGGAUUGAAGGUGACACUUGAGAAGAGGGUAUCAUAGUUUCUCAAAGGGGAAAGAGAAAGCUAAGGCAGAUAAUAAUCUUGAAGAUAACAUAGCUCGAGGAUGAACUUUGAGCUCUGUUUCAUCUGAUAUCGCUUAUGUUUGUGGAGUGUAUUGUUAGGAUAUGUUGUGUAAAUUCUUUCUCUGUAAUAGUCUUCAAAGUUCUUUCUUUGACAUGAUACAUGUAUGCGGAUUGUAGAGUGAUAUAUAUAUACAUGUUGUGCGUA